UGGCGAUGGCGACGGCGACGGCGACCGCGGAAGGGUGCUCAGUGUGACCGAAGUCGAGGAUUGGGCUUACGGGAGAGGAGAGAGCAUGUUCGCUCACUGGAGAUUUCAGUUGCGAUUCUAGGUGGUAACGUGGAGAGAUAUGUAAAUUGAGUUGUAUGCGUGUAAUAAAUCCUCGUUAAAAAUUCUAAAACCUUGCGGCCUAGCCGGGAAUGGCGACGGCGGCCUUUCGGUCGAGCACGAGAAGAUCUACAUUCGUCGACGACGCUGCCGGCGAUGCAUCCUCUUCCAACCGUGGCGCUACUGUUCGCCGCUCAAGGAGCCUUAGUCGCUUCUCCGACCGCCUCCCACCUCCAGCGGUAGGGUUGGAGCAGGACGAGCCCCCGAGAUUAGAGAUUCGGCCUAGUAACAACUCAAGUGGGUUCGUGUUCCCUGAGAUUAGCCUUGAUGACCUUGCCCAUGAGUUCUUUCUCGGGAGAUAUAAGGAUGUUGACAUCAUCAAGGGCGAUGCUCACCGGAGGCGAGGAAGGUCAGUGUCGAGGUGCGCUGAGCCGCAAGCAGCUGGGGAGAGUAAUACUUUUUCGGAGAAUGGUAGGAAAAACAGGGGGACUUCGUGUUCGAGAUUGAGGAGGCAGCGAUCACUUUCGAUGGCUCGGCAGCGUUUUACCGACUCGGAGGAUUUCUCUUCCACAUUUGCGGAUGUUGAAGUAAGGAAUGCACCACCUAGGAGAAAAGUCUCUGAGAAGAUAAAUGGAGCUGUGUCUGCCAGUGGCAAGUUCCGUUAUCAGACAAAAAUCUUCAAAUCGAAUGGGCAUAGAAGUGGAUUGCGUGAAGCCAUGACCAACGAAGAAAGGCUUUCAGUAGAAGAGAUUCAAACAAAACUUGAACAGUCUGACAAACGUAAGGAGGUCUUGUUGGCUAAGUUAGCAGUCGAGCAACAACGUAAUCAAGAACUAUCUAAGAUUGUGAAAAAUUUGCAUCCCGGGCAAAAAUCAGCUUGCAUGGCAAGAACGCAUUCAUGCGUGAGAAGAAGAAGCAAAGACAAGCUGAGCAUUUCUAAGCAUUUAAUGGAGGAGGCUGAGAAGCAUAUUGAUGAAUUCCUUUCUAAUAUUGAAGAUGCAGAUAUAUCAUCCUUUGACGGUGAUCGAAGUGAUACAAGCUCAACAAUUGGGGGAAAUUCAAAGUGUAGGGAUCCUGUAACAUAUAAUACCAUAGAAGAAAUACAUGAGAAUCUAGUGAGCCCUGCUGCUUCUCCUGUUGAUGACUCUGAAGGGAUUCUACUCCCCUGGUUGCACUUGGAAACUAGUAACGAAGGUUCUUCGUCUCCUUGCAAAACAACUCCAGCUUAACAAUGAAUACUGAAUCAAGCUUCAUAUCAGUUGAAAGCGAGGAUUUUACAAGAGAGCAGUUGAAUGACAACCCUCAUGAGGAUAGAAGCUACUUUGCAGCUUCUAGAGACAUUAGAGGGAUUACAUGUGGGAAGUUCGAGUCAGCUUCAGAACAAUCUACUGGUAGUCCAUGCAAUUCAUCAUUCUUCAUGGAUGAACUAAAUUAUCAAUCAUUUAACGAAGACAUUGUCAUUGAAAGGUAUUUGCACAGGCAGAGAAUAGAGUCGGGUAGCUUAUUGGUCUGUGGAAGAUCUGUGUUAUAGAUCUUAUUUGGCCUUUUUUAUGGGCUCUCUUUGUACCAGAGGUAAAAUUAUCAUUUAUUUGUACUUCAUAUUACAUAAUUUAUGAAAUCUAAAAGCAUAUAUUCAUUGGAAG
This is a messenger RNA of Dendrobium catenatum, 1760 nucleotides long. RefSeq lists its product as uncharacterized. The coding region runs from base 210 to 1346 and encodes 378 amino acids. The record is from RefSeq and is a predicted model, not a curated record. The transcript is spliced from 7 exons. NCBI's taxonomy places the organism in Eukaryota, Viridiplantae, Streptophyta, Magnoliopsida, Asparagales, Orchidaceae.